GACCUUCUCAAUGGGACUUGGGACUAAAGUCAACUGUUUCCAAUCACUUAAGUGCUUUGAAAACAGAAUUUGCCAGAUACGAUUUGGCUUUAAUUAAAACGAGUUUGAAAAUCUCUUUAACAGUGAUAAAAUUAUUGUAGUUUAGUGAAUAAUUAAGACAAUGUUCGACGACGUAAAAAGAAAGUUUGAAACUGAAGGUUUCGCGGUCAUUGAAAAUUUAUUCACACCAGAAGAAGUGGAAGAAAUGAAAAAUGAAGCACAAAACCUUAUAAAAUCUAUGCCAGGCGAAUCAAAGAGAACAGUAUUCAGUACAACACAUUCUGAGUCACAACAAAACAAAGACAAGUAUUUCUUAGACAGCGGUGAUAAAAUAGCUUAUUUCUACGAGCAAGGAGCUCUAGGACCAAAUGGAGAACUACUGGUAGAGCCGGAAAAUUCACUGAACAAAAUAGGCCACGCUCUUCACGAACUUAAUCCUGUUUUCAAGAAGCACACGUUUUCCGAAAAAAUAAAAGAGGCUGCUUUUCAAUUAGGUUUCGAAGAACCAGUUAUCCCACAGAGCAUGUACAUCUUCAAAAAUCCAAAGAUUGGAAGUGAAGUAACUGCUCACCAAGAUGCCUCAUAUCUACACACCGACCCUCUGAAAGUAGCUGGCUUCUGGAUAGCUCUGGAUGAUGCCACUGUAGAAAACGGUUGCUUGUGGUUCUCUAGGAGGUCUCAUAACGGUGGAAUCCAUAGGCGAUUCAUCAGAAAUCCUGAUCCAAAUGCGGAUGAGCUGCUGAUAUAUAACUCAGCUGCUCCUUAUUAUCAAAAAAGUAGUUUUUCUCCAGUUCCAGUUACCAAAGGUAGUUGUAUCUUAAUACACGGCCAAGUAGUACACUACAGCGAAGCAAAUAAGUCAGAUAAGUCAAGACACGCCUAUACCUUCCACAUUGUAGAAAGCAAGAACACUACAUACUCCAAAGACAAUUGGUUGCAGCCCACAAACAGGCAGUUUUUAAAUCUGUACAGAAACUAAUUUGCCAUUAUCUACCGUUAAUUAUUUAGGUGUACAAAUUGUUAAAUAAAGGAUAUUUUUCAAA
Diabrotica virgifera virgifera (western corn rootworm) is the source of this 1082-nucleotide messenger RNA. It is a transcript of the gene Phyhd1, whose product is annotated as phytanoyl-CoA dioxygenase domain-containing protein 1 homolog. Lineage: Eukaryota; Metazoa; Arthropoda; Insecta; Coleoptera; Chrysomelidae. The transcript has 5 exons. The record is from RefSeq and is a predicted model, not a curated record. The coding region runs from base 161 to 1018 and encodes 285 amino acids.